UCUUUGUCCUACUUGAAACCUAUUCGGCCUUGUUCGCGCGAACUUGCCACGCCAUUUCCCUGGUAGCGCCAUCAUUGCAUAAAAUUCAUACCCAAAUCUCUCCAGAACAAUAAAAAAAAUCCCCAAAGUCACCCAGAAUCAUAAAGAAAUGGGAAAAGGAUUCGCCCUGGUGCACUGGAUCCAGUCGAAGCGCACGGAAAUCCUCAAGUGCCAGAUGAUUCCCGAGAAGUAUCGCCGGGAGAAUGCCAUUGUGAAUCUCAAGUGUCGUCAUUUGCUGUCUGGUGUCUCGGAGAUGCGUCUUGCCAAGAUAGUGAAAAUUGAGCAAAAUAAAACAGAGUUGCAAAAUAUAACAGUCGACCCCGAGACAGGAGUAAUAGUACAAAUGUCCACGAACAAAUUAGCAAAAGGAACAAUAAAAAAGUCCGAGUCCCUAGCGAAAAAGCUGUUGAAACUGAAAGAAUCUAAGAGGAAGAGAAAAAAAUCAGGAAAACAUAGGAAAUCGAAACACAUGGAUGAAAGCAGUGACUCUGAUGAUUCAUCGAGCAGUGAAUCAAGCUCGGAGGAAUCAGCUAAUGAGCCUGGAGAUGACAGUGACGAUGACUUGAAAGCAGUGAAAUCUCUUCUUUCCACCGUGACAGCCGACAGUAUAAAAUUCAUUCAAAAGCUGCUCCCAUUGAUGGAGAAAGUGUACAAAAAGCAGCAGAAGGUUUCUCGAAAACAGGAAACAAUUAUUGAGGAGCCCGAGCCAGAUCCAAUAUCCAUCAUCGAGCCAGAAUCGGUGAACCUCCAGUCUAAUCUUGAGGGAUUUCUACCUCCAAUGACAAUAGCUGCAAUAUUUCAUCGGUGUCAGGAUCGAAUGGACUGGAAAAAAUUAACCACUGAUAUACUCGUAGAAAUUUACGGUAAACAAUUAGCACACUUGUCCGCAAAGGGUAGCAGAGGUGCCCAAGGCAUCGAUCCAGCUGUCUUCCGUACGAUUUACGAUUUGGUAAACAUGCGACUGGGGUGGAUUCUCCCCACGAAGGAUUUCGUGAGGCACGUGAACAAAGUAUGUUCAAACCGUAAGAAAGCACAGAGACUCAAGAUGAUGAACAAUCCAGUCGACACCUGGGGCGACGUGCAAGUGAAAUUGGAAUUGCCAACGACAUCGACUCAUGCAGAGCCUCCUCAAGAUCUUGCCCCAGGACCUUCCACAAUCCCCAGUUAUCAACAGUACAUGGCAAAGCCAGUGGAGCACGACACCAAGCCCAUCAUAACUUCAAUAAGAUCCACAGAUGACACAGGCAGCUCAGUUCCUUCCUCCUCUAUGGUCGAUGUUGCACCUUCAACGCAUGGAAGUCCUUACGGUUACAUCUCCGAAACACCGGCCUUCCAGAAUCCAGUCUCUUCUCAACUGGCGGACUACGAGUUCUCAUCGUAAUCAGUUUUUCUUUUUAUAUACUGACACACCUUCAUACGAAAUUCUUAUAUAAGGAAAUAAUCCCUUUCUGUCUUCACUUUUUUCUGUUUCAAUUUCAGGGAUUAUUCUAUGAUAUAGGAAAUUUUUUCGAAUGAACGAAAAAAUGUACGAUAUUUUCGAAAUAGAAGAAAAAAUAAGUUUAUCAUCUAAUUUCAUCUAUUCGUGUAUUUUUUUUCGAUAAAACGAUUUUUAUUUAUUUUUUUUUUGUUUAAUAUUUAGCGAUUGGAAUUGAAGUGGAAAUUAUAAACGACUUGAAAUAAUUAAAAAAUCGCAUGACAAAUCAGUAUUCAGUCUUUUUAAGAGAGUAUGGUUUUUCACUGUAAUCUAUCUCCAUUUUUAUAU
Fopius arisanus is the source of this 1801-nucleotide messenger RNA. RefSeq lists its product as uncharacterized. NCBI's taxonomy places the organism in Eukaryota, Metazoa, Arthropoda, Insecta, Hymenoptera, Braconidae. The record is from RefSeq and is a predicted model, not a curated record. Bases 149 to 1420 code for a protein of 423 amino acids. The transcript is spliced from 5 exons.